AUGGCCUCCCGAAUCGCAAACAAAAACAUACUGCUAAUUGGUGGUACAUCGGGCAUUGGCUUCGCGGUCGCCAAACAAGCUCUCGCAGACGGCGCAAAUGUGACUAUCACAUCAUCGUCCGAGGAAAGAGUGGCCCAAGCAGCUGAGAGCCUUCGUCAUGGUAAUCCGGCCAGAGCAUCAUCAGUAGUACGCAGCUACGUUGCCGAUCUCUCCAUCAAAGACAAACUAGACACAACCAUCGAAGAGCUACUCAAAUAUGCCGCCGAAAUCUCGCCAAUUGACCACAUUGUUUUCACCGCUGGCAACGUCCCUCCGAUGGUACCACUGGCAGAAGCCUCUUUCAGCGAUCUCGACGCGUAUCUUACUGUUCGACUUUUUGGCGCAAUGGCGGUCGGGAAAUACGCGCCCAAGUACAUGGUAUCGAGCAAGAGCUCGUCGAUUACUUUGACUACCGGGACCCAAAGCAAGAAGCCAUCGAUUUGGCUGGCACCAGCUGUCGCAGGAUCGGUGGAAGGUCUGAUGAAGGGCCUGGCUAUCACGCUGGGGCCUAUCCGCGUCAACGCCGUUUCGCCUGGAUUCAUUUUGACAGAAUUGACGGAUCGACUUCCUCGGGAAAUGAAGGAUGGUGCGAUCGAAAAAUAUACCCGACAGUCUCUUACAAACGACAUUGGCUAUCCAGAAGAUACGGCUGAAGCGUACUUGUAUCUGAUGAAGGACUAUUUUGUGACCGGGUCAACUGUGGCUACGAAUGGAGGGGCUUGGUUGGUUUGA
Penicillium daleae is the source of this 771-nucleotide messenger RNA. Its product is annotated as SDR family NAD(P)-dependent oxidoreductase. Lineage: Eukaryota; Fungi; Ascomycota; Eurotiomycetes; Eurotiales; Aspergillaceae. Gene Ontology annotation, molecular function: oxidoreductase activity. The coding region runs from base 1 to 771 and encodes 256 amino acids. The transcript has a single exon. The record is from RefSeq and is a predicted model, not a curated record.